AUGGGACAAAAUGGACAUCAUCACACCAAAGACAGGCAACGAAAGGCUGAGUAUGCACCUCCAAAGCCGAGUGUCAAUCUGGACACUGAGCGCAAAAGAUUGAAAAAUGCAGCUUGUCAAAAUCAAGAUUUGAUCAAGAUACUGAACAAUCCUAGUAAACCACACAGAAAGUUUUGCCUUGUUAGAGUGGAAGAUAACCUCAACAAUGUUCAAAACCGCAAUGGUCCUUUAAAAAAGCCAUUCAAACUGGAAGGUGCACCAGUUUCCAUGUCUCAACAAAAACUAUUCAAGCUUAAAUUUAUUUCAACCUAUUUACGUAAUGAGCGCAAGUAUGGCAAUCCUGUCAAAUCUAAUUGUGCAAUGUUGAAGGGCUUCAUGGGAGCUGUUGGUCAUUGCAAAGCUUACAAUACAAGGAAAAUUGGUGAACAUGAACAGCAAAAGAAAUCCAUUGUACUAGGGAAUGCUUCAAACCCUCUGGAGAAUCUACUUGACUCAGUACUUCAGUACAAAUUAAUAUCAAGUAUGAGAGGAUGGCUUGUACUCUGGGCAGCUGUAUACAAAGCUACAAAAAUCAAGCACCACUUCCAUUGGAAUUGA
Messenger RNA from Melampsora larici-populina 98AG31, 597 nucleotides. RefSeq lists its product as uncharacterized. The record is from RefSeq and is a predicted model, not a curated record. Bases 1 to 597 code for a protein of 198 amino acids. The transcript has 4 exons. Lineage: Eukaryota; Fungi; Basidiomycota; Pucciniomycetes; Pucciniales; Melampsoraceae.